AACACAAAGGGAAAGAGGAGAGGUACCUGUUAUGUGUUCUCCUGGCCUUUUAGAAAACACAGAGUUGUUCCUUUGGCUACAUACAUGCGGAUCUACAAGAAAGGUGAUAAUGUAGAUAUCAAGGGAGUGGGCGCUGUUCGGAAAGGAAUGCCCCACAAUUGUCACCAGGGCAAAACUGGAAGAGUCUACAGUGUCACCCAACAUGCAGUGGGCAUUGUUGUGAACAAACAAGUUAAGGGCAAGAUUUUUGCCAAGAGAAUUGAUGUACGAAUUGAGCAUAUUAAGCACUCUAAGAGUCGAGAUAGCUUCCUGAAACAUGUGAAGGAAAAUUAUCAGAAAAAGAAGGAAGCCAAAGAGAAAGGCACCUGGGUUCAAGGGAAGCGUCAGCCUGCUCUACCCAGAGAAGCACACUUUGUAAGAACCAAUGGAAAGGAGCCUGAGCUAUUGGAACCCAUUUCCCAUGAAUUCAUGGCAUGA
This is a messenger RNA of Phyllostomus hastatus (greater spear-nosed bat), 477 nucleotides long. RefSeq names its product 60S ribosomal protein L21-like. Gene Ontology annotation, cellular component: ribosome; cytosolic large ribosomal subunit. The annotation marks the transcript as partial. Lineage: Eukaryota; Metazoa; Chordata; Mammalia; Chiroptera; Phyllostomidae. The record is from RefSeq and is a predicted model, not a curated record. The transcript has a single exon. Gene Ontology annotation, molecular function: structural constituent of ribosome. Gene Ontology annotation, biological process: translation.